Armigeres subalbatus is the source of this 801-nucleotide messenger RNA. RefSeq lists its product as uncharacterized. Lineage: Eukaryota; Metazoa; Arthropoda; Insecta; Diptera; Culicidae. The transcript has a single exon. The record is from RefSeq and is a predicted model, not a curated record. The coding region runs from base 1 to 801 and encodes 266 amino acids.
AUGGACUUUCUGGUACUGGGCCAGGUCACAGCUGAUCAGCCAUCCUCUUCUCUUCCAUUGACAAAUUGGGCACCGCCAUCCGGCAUGCAAUUGGCAGAUCCCGAGUUCAACGUGUCAGGACCGAUAGAUCUGGUACUUGGGUCGCAAUAUUUCCAUAUACUCGAUGGUGGCCGGAUUCAAAUUCGCAAGCUCGACAGUGCUCUUCCAGCUUUCGUCAAUACCGUGUUCGGUUGGGUAGCUACUGGAGAAUCCGAAUGGCCUAAAAACAAAACGGUGGUUAAUUGUCAUCUAGCAACUACAGGAACUCUCGACACGACAAUGCAGAAAUUUUGGGCGAUCGAAGAAAUGAUAGAAAAACCAAUACGAUCCCAAGAGGAAGAAGACUGCGAGCAACACUUCCAAGCAACAAAAGAUCGUGACUCUACCGGUCGAUACAUAGCACAGUAUCCGAAGAAGAUUGGUUUCCACGAGAAGAUCUGCGAUUCUAGGAACACGGCUUUGCGACGAUUCGAUCAACUGGAUAGGAGGUUAGGAAAGGAUCCAAAUUUGCAUCGACAGUAUAGCGAUUUUCUUCAAGAGUACCUCGAUAUGGGCCACAUGAAACUUAUCGGGACAUUGCAAGAUAUAAAGGAUGAAGGACGAACCGUUUGUUACCUCCCCCAUCAUCCCGCCUUUAAAAAGACUAGUUCAACAACAAAGGUCAGGGUGGUAUUCGAUGGUUCCGCAAAGACAAGUACUGGUUCAUCGCUCAAUGGUUCGCUCCUCACAUGUCCGGUCAUCCAAGACGAUUUGUUGGACUAA